AGUCAGAGCAAGGAGUGGAGUUUCGUUUUAACACGGGCGUACCUGAAUGUACCAGGCUUCGGAAGUAUUUCCCACACCCCGUGAACGCAGCACGGAGCUCCAGCGGUGGGAGCAGCCAGCCAGCGUCUCCGCGCCGCGGCCCCCUCCUCCCUCCCUGUUCCGAGUGAAAACUGAGAUAGUGAGGAAAAAAGCAACGGGGGGACAGACCCAGGAGGGAGAAAGCUUCAUGUAUUAGCGAGUCUACGGCUUUCAGGUACUUUCCCUCCCCACCCUUGUUUCGUUUUUGCCCGCACAAACCAAUGUGCAUCAAUGUGGCAAUAUCCAGCGCGAGCUUUAUUCGCUUGGAAAACGUCGUAAAUCUGAGCGCUCGCUCGCUCAACGACAAGCCUGACCGCCGAGGCUUAGCGCCACUAAACUCCAGCUAGCCUCCCCGGGCUAACUUAGCCUGCCCCCAGCGCCCAAGAAAAGGUCCGAAACCAGAGAUUUGCGGCCAGGGGAGUUUCGGCGAGCGGUGACGCCGCGGCGAGAGUUCAACUCGUAAUGUUCCCCCCACGGAUUAGCGUCGCGGACGGAUGAGAAGGAGGACGUCGACGGGCAGCGGAGCGAAGACAACAGCGGGUCGGCCGUCCGCCGCUAUGCUGGGCUCGACGCUCAGCCCCGGCAGCCCGUCGGGGCGCCGAGGCUGGCCUCACUCGGUGCUGUGGAGGCUCGGCGGCUUCUUCUUCCUGCUGCUGCUGGAAGGCACCGGCUGCCUGGCCAGCCAGAGCGGCCCGGCAGGCGGCCACAUCGACAGCAGCCACCCCGGUGUCAACAUUUACAUGAGCGUGGAGGAGGUGAAGAGGCUGUUAGGUCUAGAUGCUGAGCUGUACUAUGUACGAGAUGGAGUGGUGAAUCAUUAUGCUCUCUCCUUCAACAUGCCUGUGCCCACUGAGACCAACAGCCUUUAUUUCACCUGGUAUUCCAGGUCAAAGGUUGAUUAUCGACUGGCGUUCCACGUGGACAACCCCGCUGCCCUGAACGCCCCUUGGAGCAACAUCUCCAGUCAGGGAGAGGUGCCUCGCCUUCCCUCAGUCUUCAGGGUGGACGUCGUCUGCUCAGAGAACGUCGACGAAGAGGCGUUUGUUACAAUGCAGCUCAACCUCACCAGCCAUGCCGACGACUUCACAGUGCUCAACUUCAAGAGGAGGAAAAUGUGCUUCAAAAGAACAGGAAUUGACUCCGAAUCCAGCAUUCCCGUAUCUAUCAACAAUAACAGCGCUCUCACAACAGGCUUUAUUGGCGUGCCCACUCCCACCACCUCCACUCAGGUGUUCUACAUAAGCGUGAGCGUCUGCUGCAUUGUAAUAUUUCUUGUGGCCAUCAUCCUGGCCAUCCUUCACCUGCACAGCGUGAAGAGGGUGGAGAUGGAGGACAGUGUGAGUGACAGUGGAAGCUCGCAGGGUCUUUCUCAACCGUCCACCCAGACCACGCAGUACCUGAGGGCCGAUACUCCAAACAACGCCGCUUCUGUCACCAACAAUCACCCUGGCUCUGCACCCAUUCUCCAGCUUGCUGCCUCCUCCUUCCAAAACCCAGGUGCCCCCCCUCAUGAAGCCAAAAGUUACCCAUCUCUCCGAAUAGAGAAGAACGACCUGAGGAGUGUGACGUUAAUGGAGGCCAAGGCCAAAGUCAAAGACAUCGCGAUCUCCAGGGACAGAGUCACCCUGCGAGACGUCUUACAGGAAGGCACUUUUGGCCGCAUCUUCCACGGCGUGCUGCUGGAUGAAAAGGACCCCGCCAAGGAGAAGCAAGUGUUUGUAAAGACGGUGAAAGAUCAUGCUUCAGAGGUGCAGGUGACCAUGAUGCUGACUGAAAGCUGUAAACUUAGAGGACUGCAUCAUAGGAACCUGCUGCCCAUAUGCCACGUGUGUACAGAGGAGGGAGAGAAGCCCAUGGUACUGCUGCCCUUCAUGGUCUGGGGCAAUCUAAAGCUGUUCCUGCGCCAGUGCAAGCUAGCCGAGGCUAACAACCCUCAGGCAAUCUCUCAGCAGGACCUGGUUUACAUGGCCAUCCAGAUUGCGUGUGGAAUGAGCUACCUGGCUCGCAGGGAGGUCAUCCACAAAGACCUCGCUGCUCGGAACUGUGUCAUUGACGAUAACAUGCAGGUGAAGAUUACAGACAACGCCCUCGCUCGAGAUCUAUUUCCGAUGGAUUACCACUGUCUGGGGGACAAUGAGAACCGUCCUGUCCGCUGGAUGGCCCUGGAAAGCUUGCUCAACAACGACUUUUCCAGCGCCAGUGACGUGUGGGCCUUUGGAGUGACGCUGUGGGAGCUCAUGACCUUGGGGCAGACCCCCUACGUCGACAUCGACCCCUUCGAGAUGUCUGCCUACCUGAAGGACGGCUACAGAAUAGCACAGCCUAUCAACUGUCCGGACGAACUGUUUGCUGUGAUGGCUUGUUGCUGGGCGCUGGACCCAGAGGAGAGGCCCAAGUUUCAGCAGCUCGUUCAGUGCCUCACAGAGUUUCACGCUGCGCUGGGUGCCUACGUGUAAAAAGGGGGCACAUCCACGCAGACAACAGCUGAGGAAAAAGAAAAACACUAAGCGAUGUUGGACUCUAUUUACACAUGUAUAAAAAUGUGCCUUAUCAGAUGCAGGAGCAGACUCACCCGAUGACUUUACUUUGUACAGUUCUUUUUGUGUUUAAUUGCCUUUUUACAGCAUAGAGGAGUAAAAAGAUUAUUUUCUCUUGUUUUGUUUGCUUUAAAAGCAUCCCCCCCCCCCCCCCAAGAGGACUGGAACAAUGGAACCGUGUCCUGCUCCGUAUGACUCGUCAACAUUUACGGCUGAACUCUUCCAGAUCGGUUUAAGCUUCUAAAACUGAGCGUUUCUACACUUUUAUUAUGUAGGAGAACAGUGUAGAUUGUAGAUUGGGUUUGGGUACCAAAGCAGACUCGUUGGUACAGCUUGUGUCGUCCCGGAUGUGUUGCUUUGCCCUGUUAUGGUGAGCUGCAGCUCGGUACGAGAGGUAACCUGGAAACCCCACUCAGACUUGUAAUUGUUGGGAUAUUCCUGCGAGCUCUUCAAAUGGUACAGCGCUUCCUCUGGAUGAGUCUCCUUUCCUGCGAUUUAUUGGUGCCAACACUUGGUGGAAACGAGCCGGCUGGUUUUUAUGGCUGCUCCGUGGACAGGACCGCUGCUCCGAUUGCAGCGAAGCCACACACACACACACACACACACACACACAGUCCUGCUUUCAGAUUCAGCUUCUUCCAUUUGCAUUUUACAGACUAAUUAUUGGAACGCCCCUUUGCUUUUUUUUUUUAAUUAGUGCAUUUGAUCUAUGCCCUCCAAUUAUUGCUUUUUUUAUAUAAGCUUGAUUGUUCUGUGUCAGAACACAGCCCUAAACAGAAUUUUCUGAGUGAUUUGUAGAAACUGUUAAGCUAUCAAUCACUGUGAAAACACACGACUGCCAACCAGCGUGCUCUCCUUGUAUUCUUCACGUUUAACAUCUUAGUGAUGUGUUGUUGUUUUUUUACGGUCACUGCAUGUUGAGAUGAGCUUGUAAACUGCUUCCCAAGUUCAUAUCCACAAAUAAAAUGGGAAUUUUUAAAAAAA
Fundulus heteroclitus (mummichog) is the source of this 3599-nucleotide messenger RNA. RefSeq names its product receptor like tyrosine kinase (gene ryk). NCBI's taxonomy places the organism in Eukaryota, Metazoa, Chordata, Actinopteri, Cyprinodontiformes, Fundulidae. Gene Ontology annotation, biological process: multicellular organism development; axonogenesis; cell surface receptor protein tyrosine kinase signaling pathway. The record is from RefSeq and is a predicted model, not a curated record. Bases 573 to 2534 code for a protein of 653 amino acids. Gene Ontology annotation, cellular component: signaling receptor complex. Gene Ontology annotation, molecular function: ATP binding; protein kinase activity. The transcript has 16 exons.